Molecule: messenger RNA, 1236 nt
Organism: Leishmania mexicana MHOM/GT/2001/U1103
Lineage: Eukaryota; Euglenozoa; Kinetoplastea; Trypanosomatida; Trypanosomatidae
Exons: 1
Coding region: 1-1236 (411 amino acids)
Source: RefSeq, a predicted model, not a curated record
AUGCCGCGAGGCCAGGAAACGCGGCUUCGGUGCCUCGAUGCGGUACUGUGGGCCGCGAGUGCCUCAGUGGUGGUCCUGCUAUGCGCACUACUCUGCGGCUGCGGCCUUGCAGGUGCUGCGGCCGAACAAGAGCCGCUGGUGCUACAUACAAGCCUCGUAGACCUGCUCAACGCGGAGAACGCGCUGUGGAAGGUGUCGCUCGGCACUCCCAACGCUGCGAACCCGCCAGCCGUGUGGACGGCAAUGCACGAGGUGCGCGUGGAGACGCAGCCCUCCGAGUCGGCCGCUUCGCUUCUCUUCACGCUGCCGCCGCCGACCAGCUCGCAGCACCGCGUCGAGGACGCGAAGGAAGAAAAAUACGAAGACGGUGCGGCGACGAGGAAGCAAAGCGCGGUGUCCGGCGACGAUGCCUUUACACAGACGCAACGCCGAAAGCCCUUUGGCCACCUCGCCCGGUCCCUUCACGGAGUCUCUUGUGAGGAAUACCGAACGGGCGGGCGAGGGCAGCAGGGUACCGUGCAAGGCCGGUGCUUCUUCCUGCUGGACGACGGCGAGGACUUCUUUGUGCGCUACGAAGUAAAAAGCCCCGGCAACGGGGGGGAGCCAAAGAGUGACAGCGAGGAGGCAGCUGCCGCCAAGACCACCACAGCAGUGCGCCGCCGCCGCCAAGGCCGUGCUCCGGCGAAGGCUGUCGCUUCACCAAAGGCAACGGCGAGCAACAGCGCAGAGGCGUCGGGGGCGGAACCGCGGGUCGUGCGCAGCGCCUCCGCGAGUGGCGUGUGGACAGAGCACAUCCUUCUAGGCGAUAGCGCUGCCGCGGGUACCAAGGAGCCGAGCGCCGGCGCGGCAGAGGAACACGUCCGUGUCGGAGACGUGACCAUUGAUGAGUACAUCGGCGAGAUGGCAGAUGCGCGCCGCUCCAAGCAGAUGGUGCUGAAGCUCGCCAUAGUGGUGCCCCGAAAGACCGGUGCCUCGGCGGAUGGAAGCCAAGACGACGUAAUGCAUGUGCAGCUGGAAUGCACCACCGACGCUUUUUACGAGGACAUGGUGAAGCGUAGCAUGGGUGCGGUGAAGGCGGCUCGCACGAGCUUCUUUCAUCGCUGGGUGUGGCCGGGACUGUUCGCCACUGCCAUCUACGCGAUGUUGGCGGCGACGGCUCGGCUGGUUGCCUGGCGCAAAGUGUCGCAGGGGAGUGCGGCCUCGACUACGGCGGGCGCGGCGAAGAAGCGGCAGUGA